AUGUCUGAUCCACCGCCGUCCCCACCCGAGGUCCCACCUCCCAAUAUCGAAAAGUAUAGGAAGACAGUGCACAAUGUAGCUCUUGCAGCUCUGGUCGCCUGCCCGGUACUCGCCCUGCUUCCGCCUCGCAAACUCGACAUAUACACCAUACUUCUGAUAGCCACCACGGGCCACUCGGCCAACUACUUGGUGCGUGAGAAAAGUGGUCGAUCCCUAUGGCAAAUGGCUACGCGACAGCAACCUGCACAAAUGCAGCAACCGAUGGAAGGUGUAGCGUCAUCGAGCGUUGUUGGGGAGCUGCAGAAGGAAGCUAGAGCGCGUGGUUAUGAGAGUGGUUGGAAGGCUGAGAGGCAGAAGGAGAUCAAAGAGGAUGUGGAAGAGGGCAAGGAGUUUUCGGAUAUGAUCAUUGAUCAGGUCUGGGAAGUGUGGAAUCAGGGAAAGAAGAAGAGUGGUGAGGACUGA
Sphaerulina musiva SO2202 is the source of this 462-nucleotide messenger RNA. RefSeq lists its product as uncharacterized. Bases 1 to 462 code for a protein of 153 amino acids. The transcript has a single exon. The record is from RefSeq and is a predicted model, not a curated record. NCBI's taxonomy places the organism in Eukaryota, Fungi, Ascomycota, Dothideomycetes, Mycosphaerellales, Mycosphaerellaceae.